Molecule: messenger RNA, 1332 nt
Organism: Exserohilum turcica Et28A
Lineage: Eukaryota; Fungi; Ascomycota; Dothideomycetes; Pleosporales; Pleosporaceae
Exons: 1
Coding region: 1-1332 (443 amino acids)
Biological process (GO): regulation of DNA-templated transcription
Molecular function (GO): zinc ion binding; DNA-binding transcription factor activity, RNA polymerase II-specific
Source: RefSeq, a predicted model, not a curated record
AUGCCGCUGGUCUCGUUCGCAACAUCCAAACGCUCGUCGUGCGAUCGCUGUCGGAAGCAGAAGCUGCGGUGUCCGAACAAAGACGAUGCCACUCAACCGUGUGCGCGGUGCCUGCGCGCCGGCGUCCCCUGCGUGAUGAGUUACACUCGGCCUCGAGGCCGCUUGCAAAAAGAUGUCAUCUUGCCAGACGACGACGACAGGCGGAAGCCCGCGAACUCGGCACUGUCGACUCCCAGCAGCAUGCUCUCCACGGGCUCAGAUACCACGGCAGACGAUUCAACCGCUCAUUCGUGGUCACUGCUAAACGACUAUGAUUUCUUUGCUUCGAUACCCUCCGGCUACGAACAGGGGCACACGCCAGCUCACGACGAUGCCUCAGUCGCCAUGCACUACUCGCCGCUGUACGACGAGCUCGGGACAAACAUGCACGACGAGCCACCACAUAUACUCCACAACGCGUUUCCCAAAGCCACUGCUGCCCACGCUGAAUUCACUUCCCCAGAAGCCGCAGGGCACCCCUCUAUCGACGCAGCCAGCGGCUCCACAUCAGAUCUCAGGUGCCAGCUCGAGUGCGAAAUGCAACUGUCCCGCCUCAAUCUGGAUCUCUGCCGCCAGCUGCAAACACAGAUGCUGGAUCGCAACACGAUGUGUGGCGAAGCCACUACUACCACUACUACUACUACUACUGAUAUGCAAGACUGCACCCCGGAUACAUCGAGCGCCCUCCGCGACGUGCUCCAGAGUAUCGAGCGCUACAAGCACGUGCUGCAGAGCCUCAACGCAUACAACAGCAACAGCAACAGCAACAGCAACAGCAACACCAUCACUCUCAACACGCCAAGCCCGCAUCCACAAGACCCAGCCAGCGCAUCACUCCCACUCACAUUCCCCUGCAUGAUCAACCUCACCUCGUGCUUCUUCCACAUCGUGGACCUCUUCAACGCCUUCCUCUGCACCCUGGCCUCGCACCUGGAUCCACGCAGUCUAUCCUCGCCGUGCCAGGGCCUCCAGAUUCUCCCUGAACUCAAGCUCGCGGGCCUCCCUGUCCACGACGUGUGUCUGCAAAUCAAGAUCUUGAUCCUGGCUGUCUCGCACCACUUUGCCACUAUGGAGCGCCUGCUGGGACUGCCGGCGGAGCUGUGCGUGUCGUCGUCGUCGUCGCAGCUGGGCUUGGGGGCCCCGCGCGGAUUGCUGCCGAGUUACUGGAUUGCGACGCUGCUGAGUGCAAAGGGCGAGGUGCUUGGGCUUGAUGGGAGUGGCGUGUCGAGUUAUGUGCAGUCGGUACAGCUGUCGAGGAAUAGCAUUUGUAGGUUGCAGAGGUUAUGUUCUUGA